Phlebotomus papatasi is the source of this 1964-nucleotide messenger RNA. RefSeq names its product zinc finger protein 57-like. The transcript is spliced from 2 exons. Bases 119 to 1267 code for a protein of 382 amino acids. Gene Ontology annotation, cellular component: nucleus. The record is from RefSeq and is a predicted model, not a curated record. Gene Ontology annotation, molecular function: zinc ion binding. NCBI's taxonomy places the organism in Eukaryota, Metazoa, Arthropoda, Insecta, Diptera, Psychodidae.
GGGGUUGUCAGAUAGAUUUAUUAAUGAAUUUCUUCUUGGACUGCUGAGACUGUCUACUAAGUUGAUAAAACAUCUUAAAUCCUACUCUAACAAUUUUUCAUCCGGCAACAAGUGAGAAAUGGAGGAAUGGACAAUUUGUCGUCUUUGUCUCCAGGCAAAUGAAAAUACCAUGAAAUCCUUUCCAGACGUCACAUAUAACAUGAUUCCGUUCUUUAAUAUCUAUUUUGAACUGAUUGGUAUCACGUUGAAAGAAUAUCCAACAUUCCCAGCGAAAAUUUGUCCAUCUUGCGAAUAUGAAAUGGUACAAGCAUACAAGUUCCGGGAAAGAUGUCUGGAGACUGAAGAGAAACUUAAAGAUAUGUUAGAUGAAGAGAACACAGUAAGGGAUGAGAAUUUUGAAUGUAUUGUCCCAGUUAAAUCUGCCCAAACUGAAAAGUACAAGUCACGGGAAACAUCUGCAGCUCAAGUCAAAACGAAUGAACAAAAUCCAAAUAAAUCAAAGAACAGUAUCAAAAAGUACUCGCCAGAGCUGUUGGAGGAGCUCAAAGAUAAGAAUAUUAAAUGCAAGCGCUGCAUGAAUACCUAUUUAGGACUAGAUUUAUUCAAAGUCCACAAAUGUCCUAAGACAAGUACCCCUGAAACGCAUCAGAAACAACCAAAAAAGAAAGCUAGGCGGAAAAUAUUUCAAUGUAAGGACUGUUCCAAGUUCUUCCGAUCUCGAACUGGAUACAAUAUUCAUAUGGACAAACAUAAAAACAAUAAGAGAUAUGAAUGUCUACACUGCGGUAAAGGAUUUUUCCAUUGGAUGGCCAGAAGGACACAUACCUAUAAAGUUCAUCUCAAUAAGACCGUUUAUGAAUGUGCUGAUUGCGGUGAAGGGUUCUAUCUGAAACAUAAACUAUCCAAGCAUAUUGCAAGGGUUCAUUUAAAGUCCCACUACUUCCAGUGCGAGGUGUGCGGGAAGAAAAUGAGUGGAAAUUCAAGUAAGCAUAGCCAUAUGCUGACCCACACUGAAAAAGGCACUUGCGAAAUCUGUGGAAAGGAAUUGAAAAACAUGAAUACUCUCAAGCAACAUCUCAAAACGCAUAGCGGUGAAAAGAAUUAUGAGUGCACUGUAUGUGGAGGUUCUUUUACAUGCAAUUUCUCACUGAAAAAUCACAUUCGGAAGCUCCAUCCGAACCAAACACACAUUAUACCACCGGAUGGGACCAUUGUCAAUGUAAAAUUUCUCAAGAAACGUGCUGAAUUUGCAGAUGAAUAUUCUUAGGGCGGUAUGCAAUAAAAAUAAUAUUUUCCUGACUCAACUGCCUUCAAUUGGAAGUAGCUAGAGACUCCGGUAUGGCGCACUAUCGACAUCCGGACCGGACAUUUCCUAAAUAAACUGAAUGGGAUUGGUAUGCAACGUGAUAUAAUCCACAGAGGAUGCAAUUAAGCAGAACACGGUCCACAUUUGUGUAAUAAUGAAACAGUGUAAUGCCUCAGAAAACGAGGUAUCUAAGUUAAAUUUAACUUAUCCUUAGAACAAGUUGGCUGGAAACAUCCUACCCUUAAUGGAGGUAAUUUUCCCAGGAAGAAUUCCUCUUUUUAAAUACUGUUCCUUUAAAUUUAAUCAGGGGCCCAUCAAGCCUAAUAAAAAGUGAAGCUAUUUUUCACUUUUCCUUGUAAAAAUGUAGCAGAUAUUGCACCGCAACUUAAACAAAUUUGCUCAAAGUUCUUGUAUUAUAUCGGCGAACAUUAUGAAAAAUGUAUUUUUAGAUAGCUUUUAAUGUAUAAUUUCGAAAUAUAUCAAACUGAUAAGUCAAUUCUGUUUAGGAAAAAACUUGCCAAUAGUCUUCAGUGCCUCUAUGCAAAAACGUAUGGAAAAAUGAAAUGUAGAUAGGCCCCUGAUUUAAUUCUACAAUGUUCAAUGAGAUUCUUAAUAAUCUCACCUACUUUGUUUUAUUAUUAAUUUUACUAAAAAGAAA